AACAAGAGUGAACUUGUUGACAAGUCUUCUCAAUUUUUGGAACACAAAGGAUACUUAUUCCUCGUAAUAUUUCUAAAUGAGUUUAUUUAAGCCUUCUCAUGUAUUUGCUAAUCUUCCCGACACAGCUUCGGAAAUGAACAAAAUGAACGCAUUUGCGAAUGAUGAAAACAAAAUAACGGAGGCUAAAAUUGACAACCGUGUAAUCCAAGUUUCCUCUGUUGGAGUUGUAACACUGCCACCUGACCGAUGUAGGCUGACAAUCAGAGUCACAUCAACAAAGGAAAAUGUAGCUGACGUGAAAGAGAGCACGACAAGGAGACUAGAUUAUAUCAUUCAGACUCUUCACAAUCACUCGGUUAAGGAUUCUGACAUACAGAUAAGUAAAGGUAUGCGUCGGUCAGAUUCAAUGUACCAGAUGGAUGUAGAAGUGACAGCUCUUUUCAUUGACCUCCAUAAAUGUCAAAAUGUCUCCAAUUUACUGGUAGAGAAACUUGACCCAACAGUGACAGUGUGCUUACCAGAAUUUUUUCAUUCCUCUGUAACUUUACAGAAUCUUAGACAUCAAGCUAGUCUCCUUGCCAUUCAUAAUGCCAAACAGAAAGCGCAAGAAAUGGCCCGAUUUGUAAACCAGUCUGUAGGUCGACCAAUCAGCAUCAAGGAACAGGAAAACAAGGAGUGGCAGGGAACAGAGGAGUCCGCGGAGGAAUUCCUUACCCCCAGGACCCUGCAGCAGAAACUCAACGAUGCCAGUGUUACCGUCUCAAGCAAAAUCUCCAUAACAUUUGAACUGAAACCAAAAGUGAAAAAGUCAGGACCAGAUGCUGUUAAGAGUUAGCACCUUGUGGAAGCAACAUAUUCACCUUGUUUUGUUUAUUUUGUUAAUUUAUUUAGCACAUGUGAUACAGAGUAUCUGGGGCCAAGUGUUGUGUUUUGUUACUUAGAUAUUACAUUAAUCUUUAUUAAAAAUGUCAAAGUAAGGAAUAAAAUCAACCAUACUGGUGGUUUGAAUAUCUGUCCUUUCAUUAGAAAAACAGUUAAACUUGUUUAUAUGGAAAUUAUACCUGAUAUUCUCUAUAUCAUGAUUACAUGUAAUUUGAAAAUUUAAAAAAAAAAUUGGAAAAUGAGGUGUGGAAAAAGUAUGAAACUUCUUACCUUAAAGAUUUCCUUUUCUCAGAGUUCCUUAUAAGUAUGUUUAGCUGUUCAUAUACAAUUUGUUUUUGGAAGAAUGUUCUAAUGAAAAUUUCUUAAUUUAUUGUUGACGAUCAAACCCUCAAAACUCAACAGAUCCACAUGUAGGUCUUUUUUCUGUUUCUAAUUACAGUAAAACACGCUUAUAACGAAGUCCCAGGGGCAACCAAUUUAGCUUCGUUAUAAGCGUAAUUCGUUAUAUCCGUCAAGUUUACAACAUGAAAUAGAGACUUGGGGAAUGAAAUUCACUUCGCUGUAAGCGUCAACUCAUUAUCAGCAUGUUCGCUAUAACCGUGUUUUACUGUACUUAUCUGUGGAUUUGUUUGUUUAUAUUUAAUUGUGGCAUUCCCAGAUCAAGCUAGAUCUUAAUUUUUCUAUUUGAUGGCAGGUAUCUUUGUACAUUUGUUAAAAUUAAAGAAUAAUUUUGUGAAAUAGCAGUAGACAUGAUUUUAUGAAAUGAUUUAUAACUAAAUCAGUUGUAAGAUAUAGAAAUGUCACUAUGUUAUUCAAGAGAAAAACAGAUUUAAACUAACAAGUGUAGAUGUUAGUAUUUCAAUAGACUUGAUUGAUGUUAGAAUUUAGACAUCACUUUGAAAUGGUGUUAUAUUUGUUUUAUAAUUUUUUUGAUUUGAUAUGUUACAUGUAAAAUAGCAGUACUGUGAUAAAAUUUGCACAAAUGU
This is a messenger RNA of Magallana angulata, 1868 nucleotides long. Its product is annotated as interleukin-1 receptor-associated kinase 1-binding protein 1-like. The coding region runs from base 77 to 835 and encodes 252 amino acids. NCBI's taxonomy places the organism in Eukaryota, Metazoa, Mollusca, Bivalvia, Ostreida, Ostreidae. The record is from RefSeq and is a predicted model, not a curated record. Gene Ontology annotation, biological process: immune response; canonical NF-kappaB signal transduction. The transcript has 3 exons.